This is a messenger RNA of Closterium sp. NIES-65, 837 nucleotides long. Lineage: Eukaryota; Viridiplantae; Streptophyta; Zygnematophyceae; Desmidiales; Closteriaceae. The record is from the annotation of a GenBank genome assembly.
AUGAAGAAGAAGAUGGGAUCGGUGCUCGGAUGGGCGGCCAGGAUUCUCCCGCAGUCCACCAGCGGCGGCAAGGGGCUCGGCGCGGAGCGGCGGAGCGAGAGCGAGGUGGAGCGGCGCGUGGUGGAGGCGCUGCGGCGGCGGAGAGAGGAGGAGGAAGCUUCCGGGAAGAAGCGCAUCGUGCAUUUCAAUACGCUGGUGAUGAAAUUUGCCAAGUCGGACGAGGCGUUCAAGCAAAUCCGCAAGCAGUUCGACCAGUACGACAAGGACGCGAGCCAAUCAAUUGACCUGGAGGAGCUUCGAACGUGCCUAUCAGCGCUGGGCGUGCAGAUAGAGGAGGAGGAGGUGAUGCAGCUGUACCGCGAGGCUGACAUGGACUGCUGUGAUGGCGUGCACUUCAAAGAGUUCAUUCUGCUGCUCGCGCUGCUCUACCUGCUGCAACCAAACGCGCACUUCGGUACACCAGAGGUGGAGGACGCGUUCGGGCUGAUAGCAGACGCGUUCAACUUCUUUGACACCACGGGGGAGGGCUUUCUCACACAGGCCAAGGUGCAGGCAGCCAUGACCACUGGCAGGGACUCCUCCCCCAGCCGCAUCGCUGGGCAGAGAUUUGCGGAGAUGGACUACAACACGGACGGGCAGUGCACGUUCAAGGAGUUCCUGUUCGCGUAUGUGGGGUGGGUGGGCACUGCGGAGGAGGAGGAGGACGAGGAGGAAGAGGAGAAGGAGGAGGAACGUAGCAAAACCCCUAAAACCCCAAAGACGCCCAAGUCCCCCAGCAAGUCUCCUAAGUCUCCCAAGUCGCCCCGCACUCCCAGGCAUUCGGGGGGGCAUAGAUGA